AUGCCAUCAGCUUCAAGUCUCGUUCCAGUCCUGCUGCUCAAGACGAAAUCCAGCCCGACCGACGCAUACGAAGAGCUCUUUUCAAGAGCGCCCGACAACAACAACAACAACAAUGAUCCCUCCUUUGAACCAACAUUCGUGCCAGUCCUACAACACAAGUUUGACGACGCCGGGUUAGACAAGCUCCGAAACCUGCUCCGCCAGAAACGCAUCGGCACGAGCCCGGAUUGCGAAUUCGGCGGCCUCAUAUUUACAUCUCAGAGGGCAGUGGAGGCGUUUGCACAUGUCGUUCGCGAAGACGAAUCAGCAAAAGACUCCCCCGAAUGGCCUCACCUGCAGCACAUCCCCAUCUACAGCGUCGGCCCCGCCACCACCCGCGCCCUCGCCGCCGUCUCUCAACAACCCCCCCUCCAAAUCUUCGGCAGCCACACGGGUAACGGCGACGCCCUCGCGCACUUCAUCCUCGACCACUACGCCGAGUGGUACGCCAAAGGCGGCCGUCCCAGCCUGCCCCCGCUGCUCUUCCUCGUCGGCGAGCAGCGCAGAGACAUCAUCCCGCGCACCCUGAUGGACCCUUCCCUGCCCGACAACAAAAGGAUCCCCGUCGUCGAGGAGGUCGUCUACGGCACCGGAGAGAUGGAAUCGUUCCCGCAGGACUUCGCGGCCGUCCUGGACAAGACGCAGUCAAGCCCUUCCCGGUGGGUCAUUGUCUUCUCGCCGACGGGCUGCGACAGCAUGCUCCGCGGCCUCGGCGUGCUGGAUGCCUCUACGGGGAAACUCGUGCCCGGGCGGCGAGAUGGCCGGACAUUUGUGGCCACGAUUGGUCCUACGACUAGGAGCCACCUGGUCAAGAAUUUCGACUUUGAGCCUGAUGUCUGCGCUGAGACGCCGACGCCAGAGGGGUUGUUGGAGGGGAUAGUGGCAUUUCGGGAGAAGGCUUCAUGA
This is a messenger RNA of Trichoderma asperellum CBS 433.97, 945 nucleotides long. RefSeq lists its product as uncharacterized. NCBI's taxonomy places the organism in Eukaryota, Fungi, Ascomycota, Sordariomycetes, Hypocreales, Hypocreaceae. Gene Ontology annotation, molecular function: uroporphyrinogen-III synthase activity. Gene Ontology annotation, biological process: uroporphyrinogen III biosynthetic process. The record is from RefSeq and is a predicted model, not a curated record. Gene Ontology annotation, cellular component: cytosol.